Molecule: messenger RNA, 867 nt
Organism: Daldinia vernicosa
Lineage: Eukaryota; Fungi; Ascomycota; Sordariomycetes; Xylariales; Hypoxylaceae
Product: putative SPP30 protein
Exons: 2
Coding region: 99-752 (217 amino acids)
Biological process (GO): endoplasmic reticulum to Golgi vesicle-mediated transport
Cellular component (GO): TRAPPII protein complex; TRAPPIII protein complex; TRAPPI protein complex
Source: RefSeq, a predicted model, not a curated record
AUCUACCCCAAGAACUUACAACUUCCAAACCAGCAUCCAGAUCAGCAACUAUUCACAGAGAAGAGACAAUACAUAAUAGACUACUCGAGACGAGAGCAAUGUCAAACCUCCAGCCCGUAAAGGGCAGCAGUAAAGACCAACCGGGCCUACGGUACCCGACGAGCGGCAAGACAAUCUACCACCGACCGCUAAACCGCACCAAAGCCGCCGAACUCAGCGGCUCCAGCUUUGCCUAUCUUUUCUCCGAGAUGGUAGGCUACGCCUCGAAGAAGAUAGAGAGUAUACAGGAUCUAGAAAAGCGCCUCAACGUCCAAGGCCACCCCAUCGGCCUCAAACUCCUCGACCUCCUCCUAUACCGCGAACCGCCGCGCUCGCAGACGCGCCCGCUCAACAUCAUCACGCUCCUGCACUUCAUCAAGAUCAACGUGUGGCAGCACCUAUUCGGGCGCGCAGCCGACGGCCUGGAGAAGUCGUCGGAUCCGUCCAAGCCCGACGAGUACAUGAUCAUCGACAACGAGCCGCUAGUCAAUCGCUACGUCAGCGUGCCCAAGGACAUGAGCCAGCUCAACUGCGCGGCGUACGUGGCGGGUAUCGUCGAGGGUGUAUGCGAUGGCUCGGCGUUCCCGGCGCGCGUCACGGCGCACAGCGUUGGGAAGCAGGAGGAGGGUGAGAUGUGGCCCGGCCGGACGGUUUUUCUGGUUAAGUUCGCGCCGGAGGUUAUGGAGAGGGAGGGGUAUUUGGGGAAAGGCUGAGAGUGGGAUAGUAUAUUUUUGAGUGGAGGAAGGAGAAUCAGGGGUGUGGUGGUUCUAGCAUUGCAACGGCGUUCGGGACGGUUUGCCAGUCGGGAAUCGAGGAUAGGGUUCAUUU